Molecule: messenger RNA, 3580 nt
Organism: Aethalodelphis obliquidens (Pacific white-sided dolphin)
Lineage: Eukaryota; Metazoa; Chordata; Mammalia; Artiodactyla; Delphinidae
Product: HRAS-like suppressor 3
Exons: 5
Coding region: 192-680 (162 amino acids)
Biological process (GO): N-acylphosphatidylethanolamine metabolic process
Cellular component (GO): cytoplasm
Molecular function (GO): A2-type glycerophospholipase activity; glycerophospholipid phospholipase A1 activity
Source: RefSeq, a predicted model, not a curated record
GGGGCCAGUUGACCUCACGCUGGCCUGGACUCUGCGGCCAUUUAGCCGGUUCCCUUUUCAGUGGAGGCCGCGCUGCAUUCCAAGUCCUCGAGGUGGGGGGAGCGGUACUUCCCGGAACUUGAGGAAGGGCGUUUACUCAGCUGAUAAAGCCAACUCCAGCGUGAAAUUGAGGGCCUCCAUUACCGAAGGAGAUGCGCGCGCCCGUGCCAGAGCCCCAGCCUGGAGACCUGAUCGAGAUUUUCCGCCCUUUCUACAGACACUGGGCCAUCUACGUUGGUAAUGGAUAUGUGAUCCACCUGGCCCCACCAAGUGAAAUCGCAGGAGCUGGGAUGGCCAGUCUCAUGUCUGCGCUGACCGACAAGGCCAUAGUGAGGAAGGAUCGGCUGUGCGACGUGGCCGGGAGAGACCGGUACCAGGUCAACAAUAAGCACGAUGACAAGUACUCGCCGUUGCCUCCCAACAAGAUUGUCCAGCAGGCAGAGGAGCUGGUGGGCCAGGAAGUUCUCUACAAGCUGACCAGCGAGAACUGCGAGCACUUUGUCAACGAGCUGCGCUACGGGAUCCCCCGCAGUGACCAGGUCAGAGAUGCCAUCAUGGUAGCUGGCAUCGCAGGAGCGGGCCUGGCAGCCAUAGGCCUCAUUGGAAUCAUGUUCUCAAGAAACAAGAAACAAAAGCAAUGACUUGAAGGGACUCUCUUGUCAGCAGUGAAUUUAUGCAUUAAGGGGGCCUUCUUUGCUAGAGGGUUUGAGGUUUGGUUUGUGGAUUUAUUCUGUUUUACAAUAAGGCUUAUUUUCACAGAAUAAAAUAAAGUCCAAUGAAGGAGGAUUUUAUUGGGGGAAGUGCAGCAAGAACUGCCUGGCGUGGUCUGUUGAGGGUGCAGCUACGCUCUGUUCCUGAUGAUGCCAUGUUGUUCUCUGCCUCUUCGGUGAUUUUCUUUCACUUUCUAUUUGUGGGCUGCAUUCUUUACGUGCAGGAAACAAAGUCCGGCUCCGGUUAUCUCAAGUAAUGGGGGCUUCUAGUGGUGAGGAUACAGGUGGGCAGCAAGGGAGACAGACAAACCGGACUGAUAUUCAAGAACAGGAACCACUGCACACCCAGGACCUUUGGCCUGGAGCUAGACCCAGGCUGGCUUCCAGGACUUAGUAGCUGGAGUCUAUGUCCGUGGGGUUCAAACCUCAGCCAUAAGGAAAGACUGUAUGCUCUUGCCAAUCUUGUUAAAAUCUCCUUUAUCUCCCUCUGAUCUCCACAGCUUUUCUCAGCCUUAUCACUUCCACCCCGCAGCACUCCUACGUCCUCUCCACUUGGGCUGUCACGACACCCCUCCCCCCACCGCCCAGUCUCUGAUCCCACACCCGCUCCUAAGGCUUCUCUCCCCACAUCUGCUCAGUUUCAUCCCUGCCUGUGGCCUGCGAGGUGCUCCCAACGCAAGCUCCUGAGAGAGAAUCUGAUUGGCUCAGCUCACCACGCUUAGCCUACAGAUUGAUUGGCUGCCAUUGGGUCAGGUGGCCCCACUAGGCCAAUCAGCUCUGCCCAGUGGGGCCAGGUCACGUGGUACAAAGUUGCCUCAGGGUUUUCGGGGUGGGGGUGUGGCUCAUCCCGUGCCUGAUGUAGGUGCAGCUGAGCCCUCGCGGGAGGGUCUGGGGGCGAAGGGACGACCCUUCAUGGUUGGUCCUUUGAGGUCUCCUGCUGUUGUUCGCUGGGCUUGGCAGGUGUUCAAAGUGACCAUCUUCCUGAAAGGGGCUUUUGUGGGUUCCUCAGAAGUACCCUGCUGGGGCCGACUGUCCUUCCCUCCACAGGGCAAGUCUUCUCCUCUGUCUGCUUGCGAAUGUUUCCUUCGUCAGCCCUGGUUGUCUGGGGACCAUCAAUCUUUUGGAAUCCUGGACAGGACUUACAAAUGGCUCCUGGCCAGCUCCCUCCUGCUUGGCCCACAUCUGGUCCAGGAUAAGCUUGUGCCCAUUCAUGACCCAGCAUUGAUGUAAGAGUAGUGUCUCCCAGUGUAGUUUUCUUCCUUUUUGUUUCAGUUCUGUUGAUGUCACAUGUCGUGCCAGUUCUCAAGCUCCCCAAACCCAAGGGACACGGGCCCAAAUUAAAGGGUGGGUUUCUUGAAGCCCCCCUCUGUCGCAUGGCGUAAGGUGAUGCAGAGGCGUGGAGCAUAAACCUCCAAACUAAUUAUCGAGUAAAAAGGAAUGAAGUAGAAUAAACACAAGAAAGCAAAACUAAAACACCCAGUUCAAUUACAAAAUAAACAUUACAUACAGAAAGUGGGGUGUGUAGAAAUGACCAGAGAAGACGGAAGAACUAAUUCCAAAUAUAUUGGUAAUGACCAUAAGUAUAUAUGGACUAAAUUUGCCAAGUAUAAGACAAACAUUAUGCUGGAUUAGACAACUAAUCCAGGGAAUACUGUCUACAGCAGAUCCAAUUGAAAUAUAAGGACACAAAGACUGAAGUUAAAAAGAUGGACAUUGUGCAUGGUAACUCAUCUGAUGUCUUUAAAACAUUGUUAUCAAGGAGAAAAAUUGGCGGUGUGUAUAAACUGUCCUAGACUGAAAAACAUGUUGGAGACAAAACAACUAAGUGUGAAAAACAACUAUAAAUGCAAUUUGGGAUAAUAGGGAAAAUUUGAAUAUGGACUGGGUGUUUAAGAAUAUUAAGAAAUUAUGAAUUUUAUUAAGUGUGAAAAUGGUAUGAGAUUUAUGUAAAACACAUGACCUUAUUAAAAAAUAGAUGCAGAUAUAGCAAAUAUGACAAAACAAUAAGUUUUUAAUCUAUGUAUUGUGUAUAUGGGUAACCACUGUACUAGUCUUUCUAGUACUUUUUGUAUAUUAAAAUUUUUACCUAGUAAGCAUCUGAAAAGUAUCUGAAAUUUGAACUUGAAAAUUUAAAUAAACUGAAACUUUUGAAAUUAUUUCAAAAGUUUAUUAUUAUUUUGAAUUAAUUCAAAAUAAAUUAUAUAAUAAUUUUUUUUAAUUAAAAGAAGAUGUGCUAGGCAAAUACUAACUAAAAACUGGUUAAUUAGUUAAUACUAAUUAACUACAAGCUGGUAUAUCUAUAAUCAUAUCAGACAAUAUAGGCUUUAAACCAAACAUGAUUACUGGACAGAAAAAAGAUAAAAGGUGUGUCAUAAUGAGAAAUACAUUUGGUCUUUAUCCUUGGUUCUUGGCCAGAGCUCCUAAAACCCUUGGAAUUUCCUGAGUGAUAGGCAUGUCUUCUCCUGUUCCUAAGGAGCCCCUUUUGAUCAACCUGAGUUUGUCCUAAUGAGGAGACUUAGGGUGGGGACACUAAGAUAGCCUUAAGAUGGGGCUGGUCAUCAGAAAGACCAAGUGAUUAGAGGGUUGGAACUUUCAGGCUACUGAUCUCUAAGAAGGGGAGGUGAGGGGUGGGCAAGCUGAAGAUUAAGCUCUAUAAAAACUCUUGAUCAAGGAGACUUGAUGAGCUUCCUGCUGGUGAACAUAUGGACGUAUCAGGAGAGUGGCUGCCUGAAGAGGGCAUGGAAGGUCCUUGCCCACACACCUUGCCCUAUGCAUCUCUUCCAUUUGGUUGUUGCUGAGUUCUGUACAUUAUAAUAAACGGGUAAACAUAA